Messenger RNA from Umbelopsis ramanniana AG, 717 nucleotides. RefSeq lists its product as uncharacterized. The transcript is spliced from 3 exons. Gene Ontology annotation, molecular function: structural constituent of ribosome; RNA binding. Lineage: Eukaryota; Fungi; Mucoromycota; Umbelopsidomycetes; Umbelopsidales; Umbelopsidaceae. The record is from RefSeq and is a predicted model, not a curated record. Bases 62 to 628 code for a protein of 188 amino acids. Gene Ontology annotation, biological process: translation. Gene Ontology annotation, cellular component: ribosome; cytosolic large ribosomal subunit.
AAUAUUUGCAAAGGCGGUAGGGCCAAAUUUAAGAUUCCUUCUUUUUGUUUAACCUUUUAACAUGGUGAACUUGCGUAGUCAGAAGCGCUUGGCUGCUAGCGUCCUUAAGUGUGGUCAGAGAAAGGUCUGGCUUGACCCUAACGAGGUCAAUGAGAUCUCCAAUGCCAACUCUCGCCAAAACAUCCGCAAGCUCGUCAAGGACGGUCUUAUCAUCCGUAAGCCCCAAGUCAGCCACUCCCGUUUCCGUGUUCGUGAGCACGCCGCUGCUAAGCGUGCUGGUCGCCACAUGGGUUACGGUAAGCGUAAGGGUACUGCUGAUGCCCGUAUGCCCCGUCAAGUCUUGUGGAUGCGCCGCAUGCGUGUCCUUCGUCGUCUCCUCCGUAAGUACAGAGAAGCUGGCAAGAUCGACAAGCACUUGUACCACACCUUGUACCUCAAGUCCAAGGGUAACGUUUUCAAGAACAAGCGUGUCUUGAUGGAAUACAUUCACAAGGCUAAGGCUGAGAAGCUCAGAGCCAAGACCAUCCAAGAUCAAGCUGAUGCCCACCGUGCCAAGAACAAGGCUGCUCGCGAGCGUCGUGCUAACCGUAUUGCUGAGAAGCAGGCUGCUAAGGCUGGCGAGCAAUAAAUUUUUUUAUCUGCUCAAUCCUAGCUCUAGCUCCCCUUUUAAUUUUCUCAGGCAAAAAUUGAAAUAAAAAAAGUUCGUUCUUGUCUCAA